AUGGAUUUAAAAGGGUUUUCAGAAGCCUCUAAGACACAUUACAUUGUUGUCCCACCCCCACUAAAUAACACUGAUGAUAUAAAUGUUGUUAAUCAUCAAUCAUUAAAUAAUUCGAUCCCGUUUGUGCCUUUGUUAAAUGGUAAAGAAUCUAUUGAUGCCUUAACCAAAAGAUGGGAAUUAUACAAUGCUUUGAAUUGUCAAUUUCACAGUAAAAUAGAUAAUUUGCUUACACAAACAAAUCAGAUUGUCUACGAAAAAAUAUACAAAAUAUUGUCUUCCAAAAAUACUACAACUUCAAAGGGAAUUUUCACGUCCCUUUUUUUAUUGGGAUCAGAUAGCAAUUUGAACAUACCAUCUCCCGCCGACACGGAAAAUAAAAUCAAUGUAAUUGUCAGUUUGACACCAAAAGAAUCGCCAAAUGUGAGGAUGAUGAUAAAAAGAUCCAUGUUUGAGUUACUAGCAAUCGCUAGUGAAAGAAUAGAUCCUAUGACUUAUAACGUCAGUGAAAACUUGAAGGAAAUCACUUUAUUGGGUGUAGAAUAUGAUUUAUCGCUUUUGAAAAAUUUCAAAAACAUUUUGAAAAAGGAUCUAAAAUUGAUUUAUAAUUUCAAAGAAGCAGACUCUUUUAGUUUCCAAGUUAUGGACGAUUUUUUGCAAAUUUUGAAAACAAUGACUACAUAUGAUGGAAUUGAGGUGGGGGCUAUCUUCCACGUUAGCACCAACCUGACUAAUAUAGAAAAAAACUUAAGACAAAAAAGUAUUCGACUAAUAAAAAAGAAUAUGCAUUGCGUUGACUUAAGUAAGAACAAGAAUUUUGAACUAACCAAUAAAAUUUUUGAAACUUUUUUAAUAACUGUGGAUGGAAAAUUACAUUUAUCGUCAUCUCUACUGUCGUUCACUUUGGACAAAAUGGCAAAUUGUGAUAGUAAGAAUAAGUUAGUCGACACAUUAAUCAAAAUAUUAGAUUAUUCGUUAAUGUUCUAUUUUUUUAACACCUCAUUUAGUAUAUUUGUUGAUAUUCCCAAUUUGGUUUUUUUUAACGAAAAUUAUGUUAAAGAAUUGGUCAAAUGUAAAACUUUUCAAAAGUUUAUUGAAAAGUUGGUAGAAACCCACGAACCCUCUGAGAACAUUUUGGAUUUGCUAGAGAACAAGCACAAUGCAUUAGAAGACUUUUUUGCAAAACUUUUAAUCAGCCAAAAUCCUAGAACAGAAUAUUUGUUUAAAGUUAAAAAUAUCCUAGAAACUGAAUUGCAUAUCACCAAUUAUAACCUGAUUGAAAUUUAUUAUAAUUUACUUUUGCAAAAUAAUAAGGGUGAAAAUAAAAUACUUGAUUAUUUAGUACACAAUUGGCCAGAGUGUGCAAAUUUUGAAGAAAAGUUGGCCUUUCCUAACGUGGAAAUUAUUUGUCAAGAGUUGUUUAUGCUGGACAAUAAAAGUGAUUUACUUUCGGAAAAUUUAUUCCCUAAAAUGAGGAGCAACAUAGAGGAUGAUCUUUUAUCGUGUGAUAGAUUGAUUCCAUCAAUAAAAGUCCUUGGUUUAGAUACAAAUGAUGAAAAUUUAUUUUCACUUUCACAUGUCAUGGAUCCACCAUCGACUUAUUUUUUCAGCUUAUAUAGAGAGGCCAGUGCAUUUUUCAAUAUCUAUGAUUUUUAUGUUGCAUUUAAAACGUGUCUGCCCAAGGAUGUUAUUUUAAAAUAUAUUAUGAGUCACAUUAAUAAUUAUAAAGAUAAUGAGGACUAUAAUGAUGCUACUUAUCUUCAAAUAGAUAUAUUAAAAAAUUUUCUUGAGGAAAAUAAUAACGAUAAAGAAUUAUUUUUUGACAAAUUGGCUUUAAUUUGGUUUAUUCAAUGUGUAACUGAAUUUAAAUACAUGGGUAUAAUAAAAGAUGAAGCAAAUACUAGAAAGUCUUUGUCCGGUAUUUUAGAAAAACAAAUCUGGAGAGGUAUAUGA
Molecule: messenger RNA, 1950 nt
Organism: Saccharomycodes ludwigii
Lineage: Eukaryota; Fungi; Ascomycota; Saccharomycetes; Saccharomycodales; Saccharomycodaceae
Gene: ORC3
Product: origin recognition complex subunit 3
Exons: 1
Coding region: 1-1950 (649 amino acids)
Biological process (GO): DNA replication; DNA replication initiation
Cellular component (GO): DNA replication preinitiation complex; nuclear pre-replicative complex; nuclear origin of replication recognition complex
Molecular function (GO): DNA replication origin binding
Source: RefSeq, a predicted model, not a curated record